UUUAAUAUACUAAUGGUUAAAAUACAUUUAUGUAUACAUUUCUGUGUUACUGUAAAAGUUUAAACAAUAAACCUGAAAAUGGAUGAAAUAAUAAUACGUAAAGCGAAACGUGAAGAUUGCAGAGCUAUUAAAAAUCUAAUACAGGAAUUAGCUGACUGUGAGCGUAUGCCAAAUGGACCAAAAAUUGAUCAUACUGUUUUAGAAACAGAUGGAUUUGAUACAGAACAUCCCUUGUUUAUAUGCUAUGUAGCAGAGAUUGAUAAAAAUGUAAUAGGAUAUGCAAUUUCAUACUACACGUAUUCAACAUGGUGUGGGAAAGCCAUGUAUUUAGAAGAUAUAUAUGUAACACCUAAAUAUCGAGGGAAACAUAUUGGUAGUAAAUUAUUAAAAGCUGUUGCUAAAGAAGCAACAGACAGUAAUUGCUGCAGAUUAGAUUUUUCAGUUCUUGAGUGGAACCCUGCACAAGAUUUUUAUAAAAGCAAGGGAGCAGCUAAUUUGACAAUAGAAGAAGGAUGGCAUCAUUACCGUUUUUCCGAUAAAACUUUAAAAAUUUUAGCUACAAAUGCAUAA
This is a messenger RNA of Habropoda laboriosa, 570 nucleotides long. RefSeq names its product diamine acetyltransferase 2. The record is from RefSeq and is a predicted model, not a curated record. NCBI's taxonomy places the organism in Eukaryota, Metazoa, Arthropoda, Insecta, Hymenoptera, Apidae. The coding region runs from base 79 to 570 and encodes 163 amino acids. The transcript is spliced from 4 exons. Gene Ontology annotation, molecular function: N-acetyltransferase activity.